AUGAAUCCAGAAAAAUUAAAGCAGCUUCAAGCUAAGGCUGAUGUUGUUCGUAUUGGAGGCAAGGGCUCAGCCAGAAGAAAGAAGAAGGUUAUCCACCGCACAGCCACCACAGAUGACAAGAAAAUUCAGUUCUCAUUAAAGAAAUUAUCUGUCAAUAGUAUUCCAGGAAUUGAGGAGGUAAAUAUGAUCAAAGAGGAUGGUCAGGUGAUUCAUUUCAAUAAUCCAAAGGUCCAAGCUUCCCUGGCUGCAAACACAUUUGCAAUUACAGGCCAUGCUGAAAACAAACAAAUCACAGAGAUGUUGCCAGGCAUCCUGAACCAGUUGGGCACUGAGAGCUUGAGUAGUUUAAAGAAACUGGCAUCAACUGUUGCUGGAGUAGCAGAUAUCAACAAACAGUCAACGGCAGAAGUCGAUGAUGAUGACGAUGUGCCAGAGCUUGUUGAGAAUUUUGAUGAGGCGUCCAAAGAUGAGGAUGUCUAG
Messenger RNA from Candidula unifasciata, 480 nucleotides. The record is from the annotation of a GenBank genome assembly. Lineage: Eukaryota; Metazoa; Mollusca; Gastropoda; Stylommatophora; Geomitridae.